AUGGAGUUUGCAUCGAUCAUUCUGCCGCGCUCCCAUGAUGACAAGCCCCUUGCAAACGAGGACAACCACAACGAGCUCGAGGCUGAGCUUGACGACAACGAGCUCGAGGCCGAACUCGAUGACGAGCUCGACGACGGACUUGAUGCCGAGCUCGACGAAGGACUCGACGACGAACUCGACGACGGACUCGACGACGGGCUCGACGACGGGCUCGACGACGGACUCGACGACGGACUCAAUGGUGUCAUUGGCGACUUUACCUCGCUCGCUCGAUUCCUGGAGGCGCUCCCGAGGUCAUCGCUGGAAGAGUUCACUCUCGCCCUGAUCAAGCAUGAUGAGGCGAGUCUGCUCCCGUUCGGCAUCAAGCUCGCGAAGGCACUGCAGCUGCGAGCUGCAGCCAAUGAGGUGUGA
Messenger RNA from Thecamonas trahens ATCC 50062, 411 nucleotides. RefSeq lists its product as uncharacterized. The transcript has 2 exons. The record is from RefSeq and is a predicted model, not a curated record. NCBI's taxonomy places the organism in Eukaryota, Apusomonadida, Apusomonadidae. The coding region runs from base 1 to 411 and encodes 136 amino acids.